Molecule: messenger RNA, 1733 nt
Organism: Ahaetulla prasina
Lineage: Eukaryota; Metazoa; Chordata; Lepidosauria; Squamata; Colubridae
Product: galectin-9-like
Exons: 12
Coding region: 1-1074 (357 amino acids)
Biological process (GO): positive regulation of gene expression; negative regulation of type II interferon production; negative regulation of CD4-positive, alpha-beta T cell proliferation
Cellular component (GO): cytosol; nucleus
Molecular function (GO): galactoside binding; carbohydrate binding
Source: RefSeq, a predicted model, not a curated record
AUGGCUUUGCAACAGCCCAUCUUAAAUCCGAGCGUGCCCUUCUGCAGCCCAAUUUUCGGAGGCCUCUGCGAAGGAAAAAUGAUUUUAAUCCAAGGCUGCAUCCCGUUCUCGGCGAAAAGAUUCUCUGUGAACCUGGUGUGUGUGAAUGGAGAUAUUGCCUUCCACUUCAACCCACGAUUUGAUGAAGGCAACGUCAUUGUCUGCAACACGCAAGAAAAGGGCAGCUGGGGACCUGAGGAACGGACGUCCCCGAUGCUCUUCCAGCGAGGCGUCUCUUUUGAAGUGAUCAUCAACAUCAGGAGCUGUGGGUACCAGGUUUCCGUCAAUGGCAGCCAGUUCAUAAAUUACCAGCACCGACUUCCCAUGCAUCAGGUCCAGACGCUGCAGAUCAAAGGGGACGUCUCCUUGAGCUGCAUCAGUUUCACAGGAGGACUCGUUCCACCCCCUUAUGCACCUCCACCGUACAAUCCCAUCCCCCCAAUGAAUAACUUCAGUGGAAUGACGGUGUGCAAUCCGAACUUCAGUGGAAUGACGGUGUGCAAUCCGAGAGGCACCUCCAGAUGUCCGUUGCCGCCGGAUACCGGAAGUCGUCUCCACAGCCUUUUUUUUGACUCGUGCAGUAUACAGGUCCCCAAUGGAAGGCAGAACUUCAGUGGAAUGACGGUGUGCAAUCCGGCCACCCCAUUUAACACAGCUCUUUCGGGGCGUUUCUUUCCCUUUUCCAAGAUCACCGUCAUGGGGAGCAUCCCUUAUUCAGCGGACAGGUUUCACGUGAACCUGAAAAACAUCCUGACGGGCAACAUCGCCCUGCACAUCAACCCUCGGUUCAAACAGGGAGUGCUGGUCCGGAAUUCGUUCAUCAGCGGCACCUGGGGAAGUGAAGAGAGAAAUAUUGCCUAUCUGCCCUUCUGUCCCGGGCAGGCCUUCCAGCUGGAGAUCACCUAUCUGCAGAACUGCUACCAGGUCUUGUUGAAUGGGCAGCUGAAUUUCGAGUACUACCAUCGGAUCCCUCCCUCUCAAGUGGACCAACUGGAAAUAGCCGGAGACGUCACUCUUUCCUGCGUCCAAUACUGAUGGCCCACCAUGAAUGGAGGCCUCCCGUCUCUGCUUUGAUGGACAGAAGAGAAGAGCUGAUGGGUUGUAGCUCCCAUAUCCCCCUCUAGACCAAUGAACCCAUCCAAGUUUCCGCCACGCACGCUUUCACCUGCAAAAUAAAAUCCACCGCAUCAAUUACAGAUUCUUCAUGAGAAACCUGGGAUUUGUGGUCUUCCAAGAAUGAUGUGGGUGCUUUUUUUCCCAAGAGGCAGCUGGACUUUCUGGUGUUUUUUUUUCCUUUGAAGAUGUUUCGCUUCUCCUCCAAGAAGCUUCUUCAGCUCUGGCUGGAUGGUGGGGGAACGGAAGGAAGCGAAACAUGUCCAAAAGAAAAACCAGAAAGUCCAGUUGCCUCUUGAAAAGAUACCUUUGGGAUAACAAUUACCUGAGAAUCUCCAUAGUCACUUACUAAGGACGAAUGUAUCUUGUCUUUUUAUGCACACUGAGAGCAUAUGCACCGGACACAAAUUCCUUGUGUGUCCAAUCACACUUGGCCAAUAAAGAAUUCCAUUCCAUUCCAUUCCAUUCCAUUCCAUUCCAUUCCAUUCUAUUCUAUUCCUCUAUUUUCUAUAUUCUAUUAUUUUCUAUUCUAUUCUAUUCUAUUCUAUUCUAUUCUAUUCUAUUCUAUUCUAUUCUUUAUU